GGGGGCGCGGGCGGCUCCGGUUCUCCCCAUUCAUUGGGAUCGCGGCGGGUUCGGCGGCGGCGGCGGCGGCGGCGAUGGCUGCUCGGCUGCUCGUGCCCCUGUUCCCGCUGCUGCUGCUGCUGCUGCCGGGCCGGGGGCUACCGGGAGCCCUGGGCAACCGCCACGCCGUGCACUGGAACAGCUCCAACCUGCACCUGCGGCGAGAGGGCUACACGGUGCAGGUGAAUGUCAACGAUUACCUGGACAUCUACUGCCCACAUUACAACGCCUCGGUGCCGGAGCACCGGCUGGAGCAGUACGUGCUCUACAUGGUGAACGCGGAGGGCUACCGCACCUGCAACACCAGCCAGGGCUUCAAGCGUUGGGAGUGCAACCGGCCCCACGCGCCCCACAGCCCCAUCAAGUUCUCGGAGAAGUUCCAACGCUACAGCGCCUUCUCGUUGGGCUACGAGUUCCGCGCGGGGCAGGAGUACUACUACAUCUCCACGCCGACGCACAACCACCGCCGGGCCUGCCUCAAGAUGAAGGUGUUCGUGUGCUGCGCCUCCACGUCGCAUUCCGGGGAGAAGCUGGCACCCACCCUGCCGCAGUUCACCCUGCGGCCCGAGGUGAAGAUCGAGGAUCUGGAAAACUUCAACCCGGAGAUGCCCAAGCUGGAGAAGAGCAUCAGUGGCACCAGUCCCAAGCGGGAACACUUGCCCCUCGCCGUGGCCGCUGCGCUCUUCCUCAUGACGUUGUUGGUCUCCUAGCUUCCAGCGCCAGGGGGGGCCCGGCCAGUGCGGCUCAGCCAAGUGGGGGACCCCCCUAAAAAGUCGCCCCUCGUGAGAGCCAGUGGGGAACCAACGUGGGACUGUCCAGCUUCUCUGUUCCACCACCACCAUGUCCAGAGAGCCACCGCACAGAGCAAGCGGCCGCGGCACUCGGUGAUCCUGGCUGGGACUUGAGAGACCACGGCACCUGUUGAUCCCAACUGGAACUGAAGAGUCCAUGGCACACAUUGAUCCCAACUGGAACUCAGGGGGCCAUGAUAUGUGUUGAUCCCAACUGGAACUGAAGGGUCCGUGGCACACAUUGAUCCCAACUGGAAACGGAGGGGCCAUGGCACACGUUGAUCCCAACUGGAACUGAAGGGUCUGUGGCACACGUUGAUCCCAACUGGAACUGAAGGGUCUGUGGCACACGUUGAUUCCAACUGGCAAUGGAGGGGCCAUGGCACACGUUGAUCCCAACUGGAACUGAAGGGUCUGUGGCACACGUUGAUCCCAACUGGAACUGAAGGGUCCGUGGCACACGUUGAUCCCAACUGGAAACGGAGGGGCCAUGGCACACGUUGAUCCUUGAUGGGACUGAAGGAUCCACGGUACAUUCAUUGAUCCCAACUGGAACUCAAGUGGCCACAACACAUGUUGAUCCCAACUGGAACUCAAGGAUCCAUGGCACAUACAUUGAUCCCAACUGGAACUGAAGGGGCCACGACACACAUUGAUCCCAACUGGAACUCAAGGGGCCACGACACACGUGGAUCCCAGCUGGAACUGAAGGGGCCACAACACACGUUGAUCCCGGCUGGAACUCAAGGGGCCAUGACACACAUUGAUCCCAACUGGAACUCAAGGGGCCACAACACACAUUGAUCCCAACUGGAACUCAAGGGACCACAACACACGUUGAUCCCAACUGGAACUCAAGGGACCACGACACACGUUGAUCCCGGCUGGAAACUCAUCCCCCCCUCCACUGUGCCCACGUCUGUGAGGAUGCAGCUCGGUGCUGCCGUGUUCACCGCACCUUCUGCCAACACCGUCCCACCGAGUGCUGCCCACAGCCCAUCCAGUUCCCCGUGGUUGGGAUCGGUGCCGCGCUGGCGAGCCCGGUGAGGGCAGGGACGCGCGGAGCUGGGCAGCCUGUAGAUACCUAUCCAGAGAUCUAUACAUACUGUACAGAGAGCGACUAUAUAGAGAUAUCUAUACUGUACCAUAGGCAGCGGCGCCGGCCCCGGGCUGGCUUGUACAUAGUUGAACGUGUUGGAUUUUCCUCGUCUUCUGUGAAGACCCGACCUAUGCAAACGCACAGACACUUUUUAGGGAAAAAAAAACAAAACGAAACGAAACGAAACGGAAAAAAAAAACAAAAAACAAACUCGACCUUUUUUUCAAGUGCUUUGGCUGGUGAUUUUCAU
Molecule: messenger RNA, 2179 nt
Organism: Cuculus canorus (common cuckoo)
Lineage: Eukaryota; Metazoa; Chordata; Aves; Cuculiformes; Cuculidae
Gene: EFNA3
Product: ephrin A3
Exons: 5
Coding region: 75-749 (224 amino acids)
Biological process (GO): ephrin receptor signaling pathway; axon guidance
Cellular component (GO): plasma membrane
Molecular function (GO): ephrin receptor binding
Source: RefSeq, a predicted model, not a curated record